Thlaspi arvense is the source of this 357-nucleotide messenger RNA. Lineage: Eukaryota; Viridiplantae; Streptophyta; Magnoliopsida; Brassicales; Brassicaceae. The record is from the annotation of a GenBank genome assembly.
AUGGGUUGUUGCUUCUGUACGGUUAGACUAUCUGCAUUGGGGCUGAAAAUGUCGGAGGACAUGCUUCUCCAUUUUUCUUCCAACUCAUCAAAUCAAUCCGAUCAGUCUUUGCCCACAAAGAUUGCAAAGCUCGAAGCUCGUAUGGUGGGAAAAGCUCCCUCAACUGCCCCUGCUCCUGCUUCUGCCCCUGCACAGGUCUCCUGGCCGGCUCUUUCUUCAGCGGCCAAAUAUGGGCCGACUGCUGCUACAGAGGAUUUGGCUGAGCCAUUGCUUUCAAGCGAUUCUGAUGAUGAUGUCACGGGAGGUUCCACUAACUUAUUACUCUCUUCUACCAGAAAACUGAUAUGCAUAGCAUAA